CUGGUGCCGCGGCCCGUCUUCUCCCGGCUCUACCUGGAGGCCGAGCCGCAGCUGGCCUCGCUGGAAGGGGGCAGCCGAGUGGACAAUGGCGAAGAGGAAGAAGAGGAAGAAGGAGGGCUGGAAACCAAUGGAGCCCCGAACCCCUACCCGCUGGCUCCUCCUCCUGAGGGGUGCUGUACCAUAGACGGGUUCUGCCAGGCUGGGAAGGACCUGCGCCUCGUGUCCGUGUCCAGCGAGCCCUUGGAGGUCCCCGCGGGCUUCUUGCUGGUGGGCGCCAAGUCCCCCGGGCUGCCCGGCCACCUGCUGGUGUGCGCCGUGGACCAGCGCUUCCUGCCGGAUGACAGCGGCCACAACGCCCUGCUCGGUUUCUCCGGGAACUGUGUCGGCUGCGGCAGGAAAGGCUUCUGCUACUUCACUGAGUUCUCCAACCACAUCAACCUGAAGCUCAGCACGCAGCCCAAGAAGCAGAAGCUCCUGAAAUACUACCUGGUCCGCGAUGCCCAUGGCGCCCUCACCAAGGGGCCCCUGAUCUGCUGGAAAGGCUCUGAGUUCAGAAGCCGCCAGGCCUCCAACAACGUGAGCUCUGGUCCCGUCUUCCUGCCACUGGAGGGCUCGGGGCCUCUGGCUGCCUUUUCUGGAGAGCCCGGUGCUCCUGGGCCAAACCCCAGCAUCCCAUUGGGCGCCCUGCAGGCAGCUGCUCUGAGGUGGACUCAGGAGCAUGGAGAGGGCGGCGAGGCCCGCGCCAGCUCACAGGUGUCGGACUGGGGUGCACUUGCCCCACCCCGAGCUGCCUCCUGCUUCCACCCAAGGCGCCUCAGUGGGGAGCAGACGCUCGCUCAGCUGCGGAGAGGCGGGGCGGCACUGCGCGGUGAGCCCGCCGGGGUUGUGUGUGCGCAGGUGUGGAUGCACGUCCAGUAUGCGCUGCACAACCAGGAGUGUGAGCAGAAGUACUCCCCCAGGCUCCAGCAGCUGGCCCGGAGCAGCGCGUCCGCACCUGGCCGGCCCCUGGCCUUAGGGAUCUUGUCAAACUCCGGACCCCCCAAAAAGCGCCACAAAGGGUGGUCCCCAGAGUCACCGUCGGUGGCAGAUGCCGGCUGCCCCCCUGGCGGCGUGGACAGAGCGAAGUACGAAGGCGCGGGUGUGGCCUGUGUGCCCCAGGCGGGCGUGCUGGGCCCGGCUUCCGUCACUUUUCCUGUCGUGGCCUCCGGGGAGCCUGUGUCUGUUCCUGACAAUUUGUUGAAAAUAUGCAAAGCCAAGCCGGUGAUCUUUAAAGGCCACGGGAACUUCCCCUACCUGUGCGGGAACCUGAAUGACGUGGUGGUCAGCCCAUUGUUGUACACCUGCUACCAGAACUCCCAGUCCAUUUCCAGGGCCUAUGAGCAGUAUGGCUCCUCCGCUGUGCAGCCCAUCUCUGAGGAGAUGCAGCUCCUGCUGACUGUGUACUACCUGGUCCAGCUAGCGGCCGACCAGGUGCCACUGAUGGAGGACCUGGAGCAGAUCCUGCUGCGCUCCUGGCGUGAGUCACACCUGGCCGAGGUUCGGCAGUGCCCGCCAGCACCCCCGCAGCCCUGCCCGCCCGUGCCUGGCUCCGCAGUGCCCGUGACGUCAGCACAGCUGCCCUGGCUGGCUGGCCUGGCCGCCAGCUCCUGCAACGACAGCGUCCACGUCAUCGAGUGCACCUACUCGCUGGCCGAGGGCCUGGCCGAGAUGUUCCGCCUGCUGGUCGAGGGCAAGCUGGCCAAGGCCAACUAUGUGGUCAUCAUCCGCACCUGCCGCAAUGCCGCCAUCCACUCCUGUAUUGCUGUCACUGGGAAGUACCAGGCCCGCAUCCUGUCCGAGAGCCUCCUCAGCCCGGCCGAGUACCAGAGGGAGGUGCACUGCGAGCUGGUGACCGGCAGGGUGGACUCGCUGGGCGCCUUCUUCAGCAGCCUCUGUCGAGGCUGAGUGCGGGUCCCCUGCUCGCCAGCUCACCGCCCCGAGCUGCGCGGCGUGCGGCCCUUCCAGAUGGCGGUGGCGCAGAAGCUGCUGUCUCACGUGUGCUCCAUCGCGGACUCCAGCGCCCAGAACCUGGACCUGGGCUCCUUCGAGAAGGUGGACUUCCUGAUCUGCAUCCCGCCCUCGGAGGUCGCCUUCCAGCAGACCGUGGGCCGCGUGUGGCACUCAGGGGUGCUGCGGGAUCUGGGCCUGGAGCCAGAGCCAGGGAGCAGGCAGAGGGCGGAGCGGCACGUGCUGAAGCUGGACGCCGAGGCGCACGCCAGGUUCCAGGCGUUCCUGCACAGCUCCCUCCAGAACCCGCACACGCUCUUCCUGCUCAUCCACGACCAUGCGCACUGGGACCUCCAGAGUGGCGCCAUCCACAAUCUCUACUCCCAAAGCGACCCAUCUGUGGGGCUGGUGGACAGACUGCUCAACUGCAGGGGGGUGAAGGAGGCCCCCAACAUCGUGACGCUCCAUGUGACAUCCUUUCCAUACGCGCUGCAGACCCAGCACACCCUCGUCAGCCCCUACAAUGAAAUCCACUGGCCGGGGCCCGACAGUGACGGCACAGACCUAUACCCUGAAAACAAGAAGUACUUCGGGCUGGCCGAGUUCAUUGAGUCCACCGUCUCGGGACACAGCCUCCCCCUGCUCAGAUAUGACAGCUCCUUCGAGGCCAUGGUCACCGCGCUGGGAAAAAGGUACACGUGUCCGUCCCAGUCCUACAAGUGCUCAGCGGCUUCCACUGCAGGUGCAGCCUGCCGGGACCCCAGCAUGGGGUCACUGCGCCUCCCCGGGGACCCUGGCUUCUGUCUUCUGUGCGAAUCCUGUAGGGGCAGCGAUACCUUUCUCGCGAUGCUGACCAGGACAUCUUAUUUCAUUUUCAGAGACGUGGCAGAAGAUCGAGGACGCCGAGUGGAGGCCGCAGACGUACCUGGAGCUGGAGGGCCUGCCCUGCAUCCUCAUCUUCAGCGGGAUGGACCCACACGGCGAGUCCCUGCCCAGACGUGGCAGAAGAUCGAGGACGCCGAGUGGAGGCCGCAGACGUACCUGGAGCUGGAGGGCCUGCCCUGCAUCCUCAUCUUCAGCGGGAUGGACCCACACGGCGAGUCCCUGCCCAGGUGCGGAGGGCACGGGGGUGCCAUUCGCAUCCCGGGGGCCCUGGACAGCGACGGCGAGAAGCCCAGCAGCUCGGACAACGAGGACGAGGAGGCGGGGCCGGAAGCACAGUCAGCCCUGACCUCACCCACGAUGGAUCCACCGCGGGCGGUGCUCCUCACGCCUGUGUCUCCGCAGAUUGGAAAGACGGGCGCCUACCUGCAGUUCCUCAGCAACCUGUCCCGGAUGCUCGUGCGGUUGACGGAGGUGGACGUGUACGAUGAGGCAGAGAUCGGCACCGGCCCCUGGGAAGAGUCUGAGGGGCAUUAUGCCCAGCUCAGUGACCCCUGGCCGGACCCGGAGCUGCUCCAAAAGAUGCCCUUUGAUUACCUCAUCCAUGAUCCCAAGUACGAAGACGCCAGUCUGAUCUGUUCUCACCAGCAGGGCAUCAAGAGCGAAGACAGAGGGACCCGGAGGCCCGAGGACCCGCCUGUGCGGCGGCAGACGGCCCGGAUGCGGCUGUCCAAGUACGCGGCGCACAACACGUACCACCACUGCGAGCAGUGCCAGCACUACAUGGGCUCCCACCCCCGCUACCAGCCGUACGAGUCUGGCCUGCACGCCUUCGCGUUCUCCUACUCCACGCUCGGCGAGGAGGUGCAGCUGCAUUUCAUCAUCCCCAAGUCCAAGGAACACCAUUUCGUCUUCAGCCAGCCCGGCGGCCAGCUGGAGAGCAUGCGUCUGCCGCUGGUCACCGACACGAGCCAGGAGUGCAUAAAAAGCCCGACAUUCACGCCGACGACUGGGCGGCACGAACACGGGCUCUUUAACCUGUACCAUGCCAUGGAUGGCGCCAGCCACCUGCACGUGCUGGUCAUCAAGGAGUAUGAGAUGGCCAUCUACAAGAAGUACUGGCCCAACCACAUCAUGCUGGUCCUGCCCAGCGUCUUCAACAGCGCAGGAGUCGGGGCCGCCCACUUCCUGAUCAAGGAGCUGUCCUACCACAACCUGCAUCUGGAGCGCAGCCGGCAGGAGGAGCUGGGCGUCAGGCCGCAGGACGUCUGGCCGUUCAUCGUCAUUUCUGACGACUCCUGUGUGAUGUGGAACGUGGUGGACGUGGACCACUCUGGGGAGCGUGGCCGGGAGUUCUCGUGGUCGGAGAGGAACGUGUCGCUGAAGAGCAUCCUGCAGCACAUCGAGGCGGCGCCCGACAUCACGCACUACGCCCUCCUCGGCAUGCGCAAGUGGGCCAGCAGGACGAGCGGCGCCGACGUGCGGGAGCCCUUCUCUCGCUGCCACGUGCACAACUUCGUCAUCCUGAACGUGGACCUCACCCAGAGCGUGCAGUACAACCAGAACCGGUUCACGUGCGACGACGUGGACUUCAACCUGCGGGUGCACAGCGCCGGCCUCCUGCUGUGCCGUUUCAACCGCUUCAGCGUGAUGAAGAAGCAGAUCGCGGUGGGCGGCCAGCGCGGCUUCCAUAUCACGUCCAAGGUGUCUGACAGCUCGGCGGCUGUUGUGCCCGCCCAGUACAUCUGUGCCCCUGACAGCAAGCACACAUUCCUCGCGGCACCUGCCCAGCUGCUGCUGGAGAAAUUCCUCCAGCACCACAGUCACCGCUUCUUCCCGCUGUCCCUGAAGAACCACGGGCACCCUGUGCUGUCGGUAGACUGCUAUCUUAACCUGGGGCCUCAGAUUUCUGUCUGCUACGUGAGCUCCAGGCCCCACUCUCUGAACGUCAGCUGCUCCGACCUGAGGUUCAGCGGCCUCCUGCUGUACCUAUGUGACUCCUUCGUGGGGGCUGGCUUCCUGAAACAGUUCCACUUUCUCACAGGUAAUCAUGUGCUGUCACCUGUCCUCUCUGAGGACAGGACCUCUCCUCCUAGGCCUUAUUUGCCAAUGGAUAAACUGAGGCUCAGGGAAAGGAGCAAGCCUCUGGGGUUGGACCUGGGGCCUCUCCCCUCAACCUGUGCGCCAAGGCAACCUGUAUGCCCUCUCUUUUGGGGGAGUGGCAGGUAUUUCCACCUUGUUUUCCUUUUCCCUCCAAAUCCUUUGCAUCAAAGCCCAGGUCUCCCCUUAGAGGCUCCUCCCUUCUAGGAGAUCCUGCAGUCUCCUUUGUCUUUUCUCCAGUUUUUCUCCUUUGAUACAGUAGUUAAACCUGACAAAGCUUCUUCCAUGUGCUGUUAGAAAAUGAUUUCCAGGGGCUGGGGAUGUAGCUCAGUGGUUGCGCCACCUGCCUCGAAAGUGCAAGGUCCCGAGUUCGAUCCCUGGUACCAAAAAAAGCAAAUGAUUUCCAAUCUGUAUUUCCAUCUCGCUCAGCUCCGCACUGACCUUCCCCUGUCCUUGGUUGUCCUUCACCCUGACAUUUCUCUCUUGAGAGGGUACUUCAAGAGGUAGGUGUGGUGGCGUAUGCCUGUCAUCCCAGCGCUCAGGAGGCUGAGGCAGGAGGAUCGCAGUUCAA
Messenger RNA from Fukomys damarensis (Damara mole-rat), 5539 nucleotides. RefSeq names its product growth regulating estrogen receptor binding 1 (gene Greb1). The annotation marks the transcript as partial. Gene Ontology annotation, biological process: multicellular organism development. The record is from RefSeq and is a predicted model, not a curated record. The transcript is spliced from 30 exons. NCBI's taxonomy places the organism in Eukaryota, Metazoa, Chordata, Mammalia, Rodentia, Bathyergidae.